Megalobrama amblycephala (Wuchang bream) is the source of this 5023-nucleotide messenger RNA. RefSeq names its product thrombospondin 2a (gene thbs2a). The record is from RefSeq and is a predicted model, not a curated record. NCBI's taxonomy places the organism in Eukaryota, Metazoa, Chordata, Actinopteri, Cypriniformes, Xenocyprididae. Gene Ontology annotation, biological process: cell adhesion; negative regulation of angiogenesis. The transcript is spliced from 22 exons. Bases 322 to 3849 code for a protein of 1175 amino acids. Gene Ontology annotation, cellular component: extracellular region. Gene Ontology annotation, molecular function: calcium ion binding; protein binding.
AGGGGAGGACAGGAGGUUUCACUGCAUUGGUAGGCUACCGGCAUGACAUUAUAUGAUGGGAAACUUAUAAUUCAGCCCCCUCAGCAGGUCCAGCUUUAUAUCCGAACUUGACUGACAUGGUUCGGACUGAACCGUAUAAAGGGCUUCAGUCCAGUAGUUCUCAGGCCAUUGAACUGAAACUCGGAGUCGUGUGGAUGUUAUAGACACUGUGGAUUUUAGUCUUUGCGUGUCGCAUAUUUGUCUAGAAGAUUUUUAUUUUUUUUUACUUAGAGGACAUAUAGACGUGCUGUUUCAGUUGGAUUGCACAACAGAACAGGAGUUAUGAUACUCAGGAGAAAUCUCUGCUUUCUGCCCUUGCUGUUACUAUGCAUCAGAGCACUACCUCAAGAUGGCCAUGUGGAAGAUGAAUCCAUCUUCGACCUUUUCAAAAUCAGCAGCAUCAGCAGAAAGACGAUUGGUGCCAAGCUCUUCAAGGGCCACGAUUGGGACUCGCCGGCAUACCGCUUCAUCCGCUUUGACCACAUCCCUGCUGUGAACAACCUGGCCCUCCGUCAGAUCCUAAAGCAGGUCCAGAACAAUGAGGGUUUUGUGUUUGUGGCUACCAUGCGACAGGACAAGGGCUCCAGGGGCACCCUGAUUGGUCUGGAGGGUCCCAGUGGGAGGCGUCAAUUUGAGAUUGUGUCCAAUGGACGCGCCAACACGCUGGAUCUGGUCUACAUGGUCGAGGGAUCUCAGAAUGUGGUGUCCUUUGAGGAUGUGGAUUUGUCUGAUUCGCAGUGGAAGAACAUCACGCUGUACGUUCACGGAGAGAAUGCUCACCUGUACAUAGGCUGUAGCCUCAUUGACAGCGUGAUCCUGGACGAGCCUUUCUAUGAGCACCUGCAGCCGGAGAGCAGUCAGAUGUUUGUGGCUAAGGGAUCUAUCAGGGAAAACCACUUCAGGGGUUUACUACAGAAUGUGCAGUUCCUUUUUGACACGCCGAUAGAGAACAUCCUGAGAAACAAAGGUUGUGAGAUCACCAAACCUGAGGAAGUUAACGUGGUUAAUGAGAGUAUAGAGACUGUGUCUGUCAGCACGGCUAUCUCCACCAACUUCAUUGGGCAGAAGGAGAAACUGGCAUCGGACGUGUGCGAGCGUUCCUGUGAAGAGCUCAGCAACAUGGUGCAGGAGCUCAAAGGUCUCCGUAUCAUUGUGGGCAAUCUCAUCGAUGGCUUGCAGAAAGUGACUGAGGAGAACACUGUGAUGAAGGAGGUGCUGGGGAACAUGAAGAACAUCAAAGACAAGCGCAUGUGCUGGCAAGACGGCCGACUCUUUGAGGAUAAGGAGGACUGGGUUGUGGACAGCUGCACCAAGUGUACCUGUCAGGAAUCAAAGAUUGUGUGCCAUCAGAUCACAUGUCCUCCAGUAGCCUGUGCCAGCCCCACUUUCCUAGACGGCGAAUGCUGUCCUGUGUGUCUGCCUAAAGACAGCGAGGACGGCUGGUCGCCUUGGUCUGAAUGGACGGAGUGUACCGUCACAUGUGGAACAGGCACACAGCAAAGAGGCAGGUCAUGUGAUGCCACAAGUAACCCCUGCAGUGGCCCCUCCAUCCAAACCCGCAGAUGCAGCUUGGGAAAAUGCGACAGUCGUGUCCGACAAGAUGGUGGGUGGAGUUUGUGGUCCCCCUGGUCAUCAUGCUCUGUGACAUGUGGAGAGGGACAGAUCACACGAAUUCGCCAUUGCAACGCCCCCGUCCCUCAACUGGGAGGAAAGGACUGUGAGGGCAGCGGUAGAGAGACGCAAAAGUGUGAAGCCAAACCCUGUCCGAUUGAUGGAGCCUGGGGCCCGUGGUCUCCUUGGGCGAUCUGCUCUGCCACCUGUGGUGGAGGAACAAGGACACGAACACGUGUGUGUAACAGCCCUCGUCCGCAGUAUGGUGGCAAGAAAUGCCCAGGAGAGUCCAAGGACACUGAUUCCUGCAAUAAACAGGACUGCCCUGUGGAUGGUUGUCUAUCUAACCCAUGCUUCGGGGGUGUUGAAUGCACCAGCUCCCCUGACGGCUCGUGGGAGUGCGGGCCCUGCCCUGUCGGUUUCCGUGGCAAUGGAACAUUCUGUGAGGAUGUGAAUGAGUGUGACAUGGUCCCUGAUCUGUGCUUCAAAGUCGGUGAAUCCCAGCGCUGCGUUAACACAGACCCAGGAUUCCACUGUUUGCCCUGCCCUCCUCGAUACAAAGGCAAUCAGCCCUUUGGAAUGGGAGUGGAAGCUGCCAAGCUAAAUAAACAGGUAUGUGAGCAAGAAAACCCCUGCAAGGAUAAAACCCACAACUGCCACAGAUCCGCUGAGUGCAUCUACCUUGGCCACUUCAGUGACCCGAUGUUUAAAUGCGAAUGUAAAAUCGGCUAUGCUGGGGACGGUCUCAUUUGCGGCGAGGACUCUGACCUUGAUGGCUGGCCCAAUCAUAACCUGGUGUGUGGAGCCAACCAAUCCUAUCACUGCAAAAAGGACAAUUGUCCCAACCUUCCAAACUCCGGCCAAGAGGACUUUGAUAAAGACGGUCAAGGAGAUGCCUGUGACAAAGACGAUGAUAAUGAUGGAAUCAUGGAUGAGGGGGACAACUGUCCUCUGCUGUAUAACCCCAGGCAAUUUGACUAUGAUAAAGAUCUUGUCGGUGAUCGCUGCGAUAACUGCCCAUAUGAGCACAACCCCGCUCAGAUCGACACAGACGGUAAUGGCGAGGGAGAUGCCUGCUCCGCAGACAUCGAUGGAGACGAGGUUUUGAAUGAGCAUGAUAACUGCCCCUACGUGUACAACAAUGACCAGAAGGACACAGAUAUGGAUGGCGUGGGUGACCAGUGUGAUAACUGCCCUCUGCUGCACAACCCUGACCAGUCUGACUCAGAUAAUGACCGAGUUGGUGACGAGUGCGACAACAAUCAGGACAUUGAUGAGGACGGCCACCAGAACAGCCUGGACAAUUGUCCCUACAUCCCCAACGCCAACCAGGCCGACCAUGACAAAGAUGGGAAAGGAGAUGCUUGUGAUUUUGACGACGAUGAUGAUGGAAUCCCUGAUGACAAGGACAACUGCAGACUGGUGCCCAACAAAGAUCAGCUAGACUCUGAUGGGGAUGGAAGAGGCGAUGCUUGCAAAGAUGAUUUUGACAAUGACAACAUUCCAGACUAUUUGGAUGUGUGCCCUGAGAACAACGCCAUCAGUAUCACUGACUUCCGCAAGUUUCAGAUGGUGCAUUUGGACCCCAAAGGAACAACGCAAAUUGAUCCCAACUGGGUGGUCAGACAUCAGGGGAAAGAGUUGGUUCAGACUGCUAAUUCUGACCCUGGUAUUGCUGUGGGUUUCGAUGAGUUCAACUCUGUGGACUUCAGUGGCACUUUCUAUGUCAACACUGACAGAGAUGACGAUUAUGCUGGGUUUGUGUUUGGCUAUCAGUCCAGCGGGCGAUUCUACGUGGUAAUGUGGAAGCAGAUAACUCAGACUUACUGGGAAGACAAACCUUCAAAAGCCUUUGGCAUCUCAGGGGUUUCUCUGAAAGUGGUCAACUCUACCACGGGCACAGGGGAGCACCUGCGUAACGCCCUGUGGCACACUGGGGACACUCCAGGACAGGUUCGCACACUGUGGCAUGACCCUAAAAAUAUCGGCUGGAAGGAUUAUACCGCCUACAGGUGGCAUCUCAUCCACAGACCCAAGACAGGAUUCAUAAGAGUGGUGGUUUAUGAGGGGAAGCAGAUCAUGGCAGACUCAGGGCCAGUUUAUGAUCAAACAUUUGCUGGAGGGAGAUUAGGACUGUUCGUGUUCUCCCAGGAACUGGUUUACUUCUCUGAUCUCAAGUACGAGUGUCGAGAUAACUGAGCAAGAGAAGAAAUGACCCGCCUUAAAAGACUGUAUCUCAACAACACAUUUUCACUCUCUGACAAAACACAGAAGACCAAAGACAGAAGGAAACGGACCCCAAACCUCUUCCUGAGGAGAAAUGAUGAACUUAAACUACAAGCAAAUUUAUAAGGAUUUUUUUUUUUGUAUAGAUGUUUUUUUUUGUGUCCUCAAGUCAGUCUUUGUUAGCCAGAGUUUGGGUAAUGUCAAUCAGACAUUACGUGUGUGGUACUUUUUUUUGUUUUUUACAAAAUGUAACAAAAUCUACAGGAAAAACAAUCACAAACCUUUGUCUGAUGUCUUUAUCACCAACUGCUUUACUUGCACAAGAUUUUUUUUUUUUUACUUCCUCUGUAUUGUUACAAUGUGCAGAACUUUUCUUCUUUGGAUUUUUUCUUGUAAUGGAGACAUCUUUUUCUACAACCCUCGAUUCUAACAGGGGCUUUGGGUUUGAUCAGCAUAUAAAUGUUUUAGAGACCUUUGAGAUGAAGAUGUUUAUAUUAAGACUGUAUCAUAAUUACUUGUGUAAAGUAUUUAUAUGACUCUUGCAAUUCAGUAUCAAGUUAUGUCUAGCUUUUUUUGCAAUGCUUUCAGAACCUAGACAUUGUAAAUACUAAUUUAUUUGUUUACACUGACAAAAUUUGACUAUUGCAGAAAUAAAGAUUACAUCUUUUUGCUGCGCUUCUAUACAUCCAUAACCCAACUCCAUGCCUAUGCAGUUUCUCAUUCGUUACUUGAUAAAAGUGUUUUUUCAAAUGUGAGUAUGAGUGUGCUGUUAUUUCGUUUCAUUUUUUAACACAAAUUUGCUGGUCUUUAACCACUUUUUCUUUCAUUUCUUAUGUUUUGUCUGUAUAUUAAAGAAACUGUCAUGGAGUGCACAAGACAUAAGAAAAAAAAAUGUUUGUAUCAGAGAAACAGAGACUCUCAUACAUGAUAAAUUGUCAUUCAUCGUCCAGAUCUUUUUGAGCCUAAAUAUUCAUGUUUUGUCUUUUUGUUUUUAAAAUGAUUUUAUUUUCAUAACAAUUUUUCAUAUUUUGUAAAAAAAAGUGCCUUUGAUUUUUCUGCCACAUCCCCAGAAAACCUUGUAAAGCUUUCUAAUAUUGUUAUUCUCACAGUUGUCACUUUUUUUUCUAUAAUAAAAGGUUUACACAUA